AUGGCCAUGCGGCUCCCCGGAGGUAUCAACUGUGCUGAGAAGUUCUGGGAGUUUUUAGUUGAGCAAAAGGACGGGCACGGCAAAGUUCCAAAAUCGAGAUAUAACGUCGAUGCCUUUCAUCAUCCCGCUCGAGCUGGUUCGGUGCGAACGCAACAUGGGUAUUUUCUGCAAGAGGAUCCCACAUACUUUGAUCAUCAAUUUUUCUCAAUUACCCCUUAUGAAGCAGCCCGUCUUGAUCCACAGCAACGGCUAUUGCUUGAAGUCAUCUACGAAUGUAUGGAGACUGGUGGACAAGUAGGCUGGCGAGGAAAGGGAAGAAACAUCGGAUGUUUUGUCGGAGUGUUUGGCGAGGAUUGGUAUGACUUGCAGUCUAAGGAUACGCAAAGAAUCGAUCGGUAUCAUGUUCUGGGAACGGGAUACUUUGCUCUCUCCAACCGAGUCUCAUAUGAAUUCGACUUUACAGGCCCGAGGUAUCAGUUCACUAAGCUGCUCACUGACACCAUUGUUUCGGCGACAUUGUUCAUGCCAGCAGCUGACCAAGAUAUCAAACCACAGCAUGACGUUGGCGACGGGAUGCUCCGCAUCAAUGGCACUAAUUUGAUUCUUACUCCCACUAUGACAACAACCAUGUCUGACAAUCUGGUACUUUCGCCCACUGGAGUCUGUCGAACUUUCGAUGCCAAAGCAGACGGGUAUGGUCGUGGAGAGGGCGUCAACGCUGUUUACAUCAAGCGACUCGCAGAUGCCAUACGAGAUGGUGACCCUGUGCGUGGGGUGAUUCGUGCUACUGCAACUAAUUGUGACGGAAAGACGCCGGGAAUCACAACUCCCGGAUCGGCAACACAGAUGCAGCUGAUUCGCAAAGCAUAUCAGCGUGCUCAAAUCGAAGAUAUCACAAAAACAGCAUUUUUUGAAUGUCAUGGCACAGGGACUGUGGCAGGAGAUACUGCUGAAACCUCGGUAGUGGCAGAGCUGUUUCGUGAGACAGGUGUACUUAUCGGAUCGGUCAAACCAAAUGUGGGGCAUUCUGAGGGUGCUUCUGGAAUCACAAGUAUCAUCAAAACGGUUCUGGCACUCGAGAGACGAGUCAUUCCGCCUAAUAUCUUUUUCAAAACACCAAACCCUAGCAUUCCCUUCGAGGAAUGCAAACUUGUGGUACCAGUAGAAGCGAUGCCAUGGCCUGACCACAAAGAUCUGCGGGCGAGCGUUAACUGUUUCGGCAUCGGCGGUGCCAACGCCCAUGUAAUCUUGGAGCCCGCUCCAGAGCUUGAGCUAAAGUCAGAUAACCUUCCUGCCGGUUUGUCUAGGAAGUUACUUCUCGUCUCCGCAGGUAGAAAAGAGGCCCUCCUGAAGCGAUCGGAAGACCUUGUGAGAUUCGCGGAUGAGAAAACACAUUCUCUUGACGACAUUGCAUACACUUUAGGUGAGAGAAGGGAGCACCUGAAACAUCGGACUUUUGCCACGGCCUCUUCUUCAAAUACCAUCCGCUUCGAUGAGGUACAAUUUGAGACUGCCGCUGUCCCCGAGGUCACUUUCGUUUACACGGGCCAAGGAGCCCAAUGGACGGGAAUGGCGCGGGAGCUGAUGACAGGAUGUCAAAUUUUCAAAAACCAAAUAUACCAGAUUGAUCACAUCCUUCAAUCUGCGAUUCCUCCACCAUCUUGGUCCAUAAGAGCUGUUUUGAUGGCUCCUGAAGCUGAAUCAAGGAUCAACGAGCCUGAGAUUGCCCAACCCGUAUGUACUGCCGUUCAAAUUGCCCUCACGAGUAUCUUGAGGAGGUGGGGAAUCAAGAUAUCAAGUGUGGUUGGACAUUCUAGUGGAGAGAUUGCGGCGGCUCAUACCUCUGGGGCCAUUUCGCUUCGAAGUGCAAUGAUGAUUGCUUAUCAUCGUGGUCGUCUCACUAAACUUGUUGUGAACGGAUCAAUGGCUGCGAUUGGUCUCAGCCGUGUCGAAAUUGAGCCGUGGUUGGCCAAGAAUGCAGUCAUUGCAUGCGAGAAUAGCCCACUCAGCACCACCAUAUCAGGGGAGUCAUUUGCUGUGACAAAGACAGUCGAUGCAAUCGAGGCUGCCUAUCCGGAUGCUUUCUGCCGUUUGUUAAGGGUGAAUAAGGCCUAUCACUCCCCACAAAUGACGCCCAUGGCUGGAGAAUACGUUUCCGCAAUUGCCUCUGAGAUUGAGCAUUCUGAGUACCUCUUGCCAAUGUAUUCAACAGUGACUGGCGAGAAGAUCAACCUUCCGAGUGAGCUGAAUGCUGCCUAUUGGAGCCAGAAUUUGACUUCCACUGUGGAAUUCAACAAAACCGUGCGAAAAUUGCUCCAGGAUAACUCACAUCGUGACAUUGUGUUUAUCGAGAUUGGGCCUCACAAAGCUCUCCAAGGUCCUUUACGUCAGAUCAUUGACUUGGUUCACCCCAAGAGUCAGACAUGGUACAUUCCAACUCUUUUACGGUGUCAAGACGCAGAGGAAACAGUUCUUCGAGCGGCUGGUAUGGCUUGGGUUCGUGGAAUCCAUAUUGAGCCAGCCGCAAUCAACGGCUCCGGUAGAACAGUCCAUUGCCUCCCACGAUAUCCUUGGUAUCACAGUGAGCGACACUGGAGCGAGAGUCGCAUCAGUGAAAAUUGGCGGCUUCGAAAAUUUCCACAUCAUGAGCUCCUCGGAUCUAGGGUCUUGGAGACAAGCAGUCUCUACCCCCAUUGGCGUAAUCUGCUCCAAAUACACGACUCUGCUUGGUUGAGUCAUCACAAACUUUUCAAAGAUAUUGUUUUCCCUUGUGCUGGAUAUGUGGCGAUGAUAGGAGAAGCAAUCCGACAACAUUGUGGGUGCGAUGGCUAUGAAAUCAAAAAUCUGGUCUUGAAAAAGCCGUUGUUUCUACAAGAAACCACUGCUACCGAGAUACUCACAUCUUUGAUCCCCGAGAGAUUGAGUGACAUUGCUGACUCUGAGUGGUUUGAGUUCACGAUACUUGCAUUGGAUGGGCCAGAAUGGAGCAAAUACUGCCACGGAUAUGUUCGCUCAGCAGACCCCAACAAGUCUCCAACAGUCGUCAAGCAGCCACCCUGGGCACGCAAAGUUAUUCCAAAGAAUUGGUAUCAGCUGAUGAACCAGUUGGGAUUGAAGUACGGACCUAGCUUUCAACGCAUGCAGAGCAUAACCGUGGACCCUGUCGAGCAUGUUGCUAAUGCAACGGUGCAAAGUGUUCAAGCAGAUGUGGAUGGUCAGUAUUUUGUGCACCCCACACUUAUUGAUCAAUGUCUACAACUUUUAUCGGUCGCUGCGGUUAAUGGAUUACAGCGGCACGCCACAUCACUCGCUAUUCCAGCCUCUAUUGACUUGAUUCGCGUGACUGCUACUAGCGGAAAUGCUUGGCUUCAAGCAGAAACAGACUCCAGUACUUCCUCUACGAGACUAUCCGGACAUGUGAGCAUGCUCAGUGACUCAGGGUCUACCCUUGUGAUGACGGGAGCGACUUUCAUGUCUUUGGCAAACGAUGAUGGAGAUGACGAAAAUCCGGUUCCACUUCUCUCUCAAAUAGAUUGGGCACCCUGUUUAGACUUGGACUCACCGCAAGCCUGGCUGCCUUUUGAAGACAAAGACAGAGGUGUCUCGUUAGUGGCAGAGCUCACUUGCUGCUACAUGCUUGAGGCAGCCUCCCAGGUUCAACAUGCGGCGGGCGCAACAGAUCAUCUUAAAAAGUAUCAGAGAUGGCUCACAAAAGUGAACUCCCAACUCAAAUCAGGGACAACACAGCGCUUCCUUCACAUCCCCUGGAAUAUGAUGACCAAAGAAGAGAGAAUGAAUCAAGCGGCCGAGCUUCGCAGACAACUCAGUCUCUACGGAGCUGAAGUACAGAAGGUGGAGGAAUUAUUGAGACUCGUCGCACAGAACUGCCACGAAAUUGUGACAGGAGAAUUGUCGGCGCUGGAAAUAUUGAGUAUAGAGCGCCUCCGUGCACUGUACGAGUUUGGAAGCUCACUCACAGAUUUGAGUCCGUUUUUGAGAAGUUUCGCCCACUGGAAUCCUCGAGCAAGAAUUCUGGAGAUUGGCGCAGGUACCGGUGCCACAUGUGCUCAGGUAAUCGGUGCUAUGAAGCCCAGAGAUGGAAAAUCAACAUUUCAAACGUACACGUUCACAGACAUUUCUCCGAUCUUUUUGUCUGCCGCAGCUGAGAGGUGGGGCCAGGAAGAGAGGAUCGAGUUUAAGAAGCUCGAUAUCACCCGAGACCCCGAGGAACAGGGUUUCUUGCUGGAGUCUUACGACCUCGUCAUCGCAUCAAAUGUUUUACACAGCACAAGUUCACUCUCAGAGUCAUUAAUUAAUGUGAAAAAGCUCCUUGUCCCGGGUGGAUUUCUAGUCUUGCAGGAGCUAUGUCCCGAAAUCUUGUACACAGACUUUAUCAUGGGUCUUCUACCAGACUGGUGGAAUGGAAGCGACGAUGGAAGACAUGAGCGUCCUUAUGUCAAGCCAGAACGCUGGCACGGCGAGCUUCUUGAAACCGGCUUUCUAGGCGCGAUGUGCGUCACUCUGGACUACGAAUAUCCUUUUCAACAGAACGCCAAUAUUAUUACUCGAAAGCCCAUGGAUUGUACGCCGGGACAAAAGAUAUCACUCCUCUCGAGUCGGGUUUCUGGGGCGUGCGAGUGGGAAAGAAUGCUGGAAGCAUCGCUGCAAAACCAUGGAUACAGUGUGAAUUGGUUCACAAUGGAAUCUUUGCCGGCAGAAACGGAUUGUAUCAUUUCGCUCAUCGAUUUAUCAUAUCCUUCGCUCUACGACCUGGAUGAUGUUCGAUUUGAGAAGAUGAAGGCGCUCUUCGCGCUGAGUUCUAAUUGCCCAAUAAUUCACCUGACUCGGAGCUUACAGAUGAGCUGCCAAGAUCCUCGUUUUGCUCUCGUUCUAGGUCUUUCCAGAACAUUGCGUAGGGAAAUAGUGGGAAGUAUCACCACAGUUGAGCUUGAUUGCCUGGAUGGUGCAAGUGUUGAUACGGUUGUCAGGUUAUACAAUCGGUCAAGACAGGUCGAAAAAAGCGGAAAACUCCGAGAUGAUGAAUAUAUGAUUCAGUCCGGACAGAUUUUUGUCAGUCGAGUCAAUUGGCGACCACUUCGCAAACUAUUGGAGCAGAAACCGUCGCUUGAUUCACCACGGGAACUAUUCGUUCAACGAUACGGACUUCUUGACAGUUUAUCCUGGGAAACAAAAAAAGCCAGAGAAAAUCUGCUGGAGCCCAUGCAACUGGAGGUCGACAUCCAAUUUGUGGGCCUGAACUUCAGAGAUCUUAUGGUUGCACUGGGCGUGAUGGGAGAGUCAAACGAGCUUGGUAUCGAAGCAAGUGCGGUAGUACGCACGGUCGGUGCUGGUGUCGCCCGAUUCAAACCCGGAGAUCGCGUGCUCAUUUGUGGCAAAGGCCUAUUCCGGUCGCGAACUGUCGUCGAUCAAACUCAGUGCAUUGGGAUCCCUCCGAAACUACUAUCAGAAGAAGCGGCCACGAUUCCUGCAGUAUAUGCAACGGCAUUCUAUUCUUUGGUGACAAUUGGUCAAUUAGAGGCUGGCAAAAGUGUUCUAAUCCAUUGCGCGACCGGUGGCGUGGGGUUGGCCGCCAUUCAGAUUUGUCAGGAACUGAAUGUGACAAUCUACGCCUCUGCUGGCUCACCCGAGAAGCAGGCUUACUUACAAGAAGAAUAUGGAAUUCCGGCGACAAACAUCUUCAACUCCAGAGAUGAUUCUUUCCUGCAUGGCAUAAUGAAUCGAACAGGUGGCGUGGGCGUUGAUCUAGUCCUGAACUCCCUUGCUGGCAAUUUGCUUCAUGCGUCCUGGCGCUGCGUCGCCAAAUUUGGCAAGAUGGUCGAGUUGGGCAAGCGCGAUUUCCUCGCCCAUGGUAGCUUAGAGAUGGAUCUGUUCUAUGGAAACAGAUCUUUCUUUGGGGUUGAUUUGCUGAGUAUCAUGGAAGAGCAGCCGCAAGUUUCACAGCGAUUGAUGAGUCAAUUCGUGAACUGGUAUACGGAUGCAAAAAUCCAGCCCAUCAAACCCAUGAGAAUAUUUGCCGCAAAUGAGGUGGCAGAGGCUUUCAAAUAUAUGCAAAGUGGAAAGCACAUGGGCAAAAUUGUGAUAAGAAUGCCCCGAGCCGACGAGCAUGUCUCUGCCGAGCCUAUCAAAUUGCCCAUGACACUUGAUCCCACAAAGGCAUAUAUUGUAGUGGGAGGCUUGGGCGGAAUAGGACGUGCUUUAGGCAACUGGUUGGUGGAAAGGGGAGCUCGACACUUGAUCAUCCUCUCUAGAUCGGCUGGUUCCAGUGAAAUUUCUCAUCUAUUCUCUUCAGAGCUCGAAAGGCAAGGCUGUGCGGUUCAUAUGGUGGCUGGAGAUGUUUCUCGGAGUGAGGACGUCACGAAAGCCUUUUCCAGAGCUGCCGGUAAGGUCAUUGGAGGCGUAAUCCAGAUGUCAAUGGUACUUCAGGAUGAGAGUCUGGCAAAAAUGACGCAUGCUCAAUGGUUGCAAACAACCCAACCGAAAGUGAAUGGUACUUAUAAUCUGCAUCUUGCACUGAAAGAACACGAAAGGGGGCUGGAUUUCUUUGUCCUCUUUAGUUCUAUGUCAGGCAUUGUCGGUACAGUUGGGCAGUCUAAUUAUGCUGCAGCAAACUCUUUCCUUGAUGCGUUCGUCACAUAUCGUCGUCAAAAAGGGCUUCUUGCGUCUGUGCUCAACCUAGGCGUUGUUGAAGACAUUGGCUGCGUUCAUGAGGACUCAGCCACACUCAAGCGAGUGAAGGCCACUGGUGCUCGGACAAUUCGGGAGGCCAACGUGGUCGAAGCGCUACAUGCGGCAAUAUUGUCAUCGAAAUCGUCACCUUGCCGCGAUGACCACACCUCCAGCGUGAUGAUGAUAGGCGUGAGCUCGACAAAAUCUCUUUCUGCUCCGGGUGUGACACCUUUGUGGGGCCUUGACCUUAGGUUCUCUACGUUUGAGAACCUCUGGAGCAAAACCGGACAGGAAUCAGAAGCAGAACGAACUGAUCUCAAAGAGUUUCUCGGAGAGAUUGAGAACAACCCGGAUUUGCUUGACGAUCCUUUAACAGAGAUAAGAAUCAUGACAGAACUCUGCAAGCUGAUCAAUGCUCACAUGGCUCGAGAUGAAAGUGAAAAUGAAGACAUGGCGAGCAUCCCCAUUGAUUCUUUAAUGUCGAUUGAGAUUCGAAAUUGGUUCCGAAGACAAUUGGCAAUGGACAUUAGUCUGACGGAAAUCUCCAAGGCCGGAACCGUUGGAGGGCUCAGUCGGAUCUGCGCAGGCCUUUCAACGUUAAUCAUCCUCCAAGUCUUCCUCCGGAAUAUUUUUACCUCGGGCACUUUAGGCAUGAGCAAAUCUCAGACGAAUCCUGACUUCCAGGUCAUCAUUGUUGGUGCAGGCAUUUCUGGCAUUGGAUUUGCCUGCCAGCUGCAGCGAAGACUAGGCUGCACUCAAUUCAUGAUCUACGAAAGCCAGGAUGGAAUAGGGGGAGUUUGGUGGAGUCACCGUUAUCCGGGUGUAGCCACAGACUCGCCGUCGCCAUUGUACUCCUUUACCUUCGCCAAUAUGCCAAAGACAUCUCGUCCGCAAGCCACGGGUGAUGAGAUGCGUGAGUACCUGUUCUCGGUGUGCGCCUGCAAUGGAAUCCUAGAUAGGAUUCAGCUCAACACAGUCGUCACUAGGGUGACCUGGGAACCCAUCAACGAAAUUUGGAAUGUUACUAUUACCUCAAAUGGAAAAGAGUCAACGGUUAGCGCUAAAGUGGUCAUCAGCGCUGUGGGUAAGUUUGGAGCUCCUGAUACGUCAAUAUUACAAUCGAUUUCGGGGGUCAAUUCCUUCACCGGACCAAUUAUUCACACUGCACUCUGGGAUGAAACCGUGCAACUUCGAGGGAAAGAUGUGAUAGUCAUAGGUGCGGGCUGCAGUGCUGCACAACUAUUGCCUCAGCUCCUUGCAAGCAAUGUGCAAGUGAGGUCUGUGACCCAGAUCAUGAGGUCUCCUCAUUGGGUUACGCGCAACCCUUAUGUCGGCCACGCCGUUGAUUUUUGGAAUCUUGUUGUGUCGCCAAUGUUGGGGUUCUCGUGGGGUGCUCUGGCAGUGAGGCUGGUCUUAUUCCUCUUGUACGAAAUAUUCUAUUUCGUCUUUUACCGGGAUUUCAUUUUCAGGAACAUGGCACAAACAUGGCUGAAACAACGGCUGCUGCAAUAUCUUGAGUCGGAAGCACCAAAAGAAAGCAAUGCAGCCCUCAAGCCGAGGUACUGGUUUGGGUGUAAACGGGUGAUCGUCGACCCCGGUUGGUAUGCUGCGCUCAAGGAUCCAAGGUCGCGCCUUGUCCUGUCUCGAAGUACCUUACACCUUCAGGACAAUUUUUUGACUGUCGGCGGCACGGACAGUAAAGAGAGAUUUCACGCAGAUGUCAUCAUUCUGGCCACAGGCUACAACCCCUCCGCAAGUUUGCUCUCGUCGAUUCAAGUUUGCGGCCGAAACGGAGCUGACUUGCAAAAAACGUGGACGACGCGGGGUGGUCCACAAGCAUAUUUGGGGCUCGCAGUGGAUCAGUUCCCCAACUUCUACAUGUUGUUUGGUCCCAAUUCGUCUGUCAGUCACGGGAGCGUCAUGGCGAUCAUCGAAAAUUCCAUUGAUUAUGUUCUGCAGCUUUUACGCCCGGUAUUAGCAGGUGAGAUUUCAACGGUGGAAAUCAAGAUGGGGCCAUGUUCUGCUUGGACAGAGAGAAUUCAAAACGCCACCAAGGAGUCGGUCUGGGUACGAGGAGGCUGCAACAAUUGGUACAUCGAUGAGAACGGAUGGAACUCUAUGAUCUACCCGUAA
Penicillium oxalicum is the source of this 8820-nucleotide messenger RNA. RefSeq lists its product as uncharacterized. The transcript is spliced from 17 exons. NCBI's taxonomy places the organism in Eukaryota, Fungi, Ascomycota, Eurotiomycetes, Eurotiales, Aspergillaceae. Bases 1 to 8820 code for a protein of 2939 amino acids. Gene Ontology annotation, biological process: fatty acid biosynthetic process; secondary metabolite biosynthetic process. Gene Ontology annotation, molecular function: fatty acid synthase activity; oxidoreductase activity. The record is from RefSeq and is a predicted model, not a curated record.